AUGUUGAAAGGAGCGUUCAUCCCUUCCAUGCAAAGCCGCUCGCCCAGUGGUACGAAGGAAAGGGGAGCAAGUAUCCCAAAAAGAAUGAGAUCACAACACAGGACGAGGAACAAGAGCGCCACAAAGAAGGUAUCGUUCAACCCGAUAGUGCAGUACCAUGCCGUCUUUGCUCUUUCCAAUGCGGAGAAAAGUGGUGGUUGGUAUACAGACGUCUAUUUUACUGCAGCUAGAGAAAGAGAAGAAUCCAUUCGAAAAUGGCUUUCGUUACACCAUCAUAGUCUGGUUGUACAGAAUGAAGACGAUUUGAAUGCUCAGGGAAUCUUGACGCAGAGCGAUGUCUGGAAGAAGAUUCGCGCUAUUGACGACUCUGUUCUAGACGUUCUUGGUGAACAAGAUGUACAAGAAGCCAGGCUCAACUUGUCUAGAAACAAGAAGAAUAGGAAACGUGGCAAAGGACGAGACGGUUCGUUGUCUAUGUUUUCACGGAAUAUGGCGAAGAUCGCAAAAGUGUAUCGGUCGCACUCCCAGCAAGCCUUGAAGGAAGCACAGAGCAGAGCUUGCCGCCAUGAACAGCAUUUGAAAGAAAUCGCUCACGAUCCGUCGAUGCCGUCGCUGUCAUUUUCACGUGGCCGGCAGUCAAACGCUCGCAACACGCUGCCGAAGAAGAUGUCGUCAUCUGUGGUUGGGCUUAGAGAACAAAUAAUAAGGGCCCGACUGGCAUCUAGAGAUAGUUUCCUACUGGUGUCAGCAUGCGCCAACCCGGCUGCCUAA
This is a messenger RNA of Cylindrotheca closterium, 771 nucleotides long. The record is from the annotation of a GenBank genome assembly. Lineage: Eukaryota; Bacillariophyta; Bacillariophyceae; Bacillariales; Bacillariaceae.